CGGCUUCAACUUUCGUCCGGUGGGGAUCUGCUCGGCAGUUGUUACGGUUAAGGCAGUGCUUGUUCUAAAAGUGAAAUUGCAGAUUUUCUACAAAGUUUUUCAAAAAAGAAUCCAUUAAAACUGGUAGUUUUGUGUAAUUAAGCUACAAAACAAUAGUGAGAGUGUAACUAAAUCGAAAGGUACAGAAAAAUCCAAUUGAACGCAUCAUGUCCGAGAAGGAGCAACAAAAUGGCGAUCACCAGAAUGGACGUGAUGAAGAUGAAAUCCGUGAGCCCGAACAUCUGCGCAAACUGUUUAUUGGGGGUUUGGACUACCGCACAACGGACGAAACAUUGAAGGCGUAUUUCGAGAAAUGGGGCAAAGUCGUGGACGUUGUCGUGAUGAAGGAUCCGAAAACCAAACGCAGCCGUGGUUUCGGAUUUAUCACCUACUCAAAACCGUACAUGGUUGACGAAGCUCAGGCAAAGAGACCCCACAAAAUUGAUGGUCGCGUUGUUGAGCCAAAGCGUGCCGUUCCUCGCCAGGACAUCAAUAGGCCAGAGGCGGGUGCGUCGGUUAAGAAACUGUUCGUCGGUGGCUUGCGGGACGAUUUUGACGAAGAGCAUCUACGGGAUUAUUUCAGCACGUUCGGAAAUGUGGUCUCGGCCUGUAUCGUUACGGAUAAGGAAAAUGGCAAAAAACGUGGGUUUGGUUUUGUCGAGUUCGACGAUUAUGACCCGGUGGAUAAAAUUAUCUUGCAGAAAAGCCACACCAUCCAGAAUAAAAUGUUAGACGUCAAAAAAGCUUUACCCAAACAAGAAAUGGAUCGUUAUAAGAACGAAGCGAUCCGCGGCGGAGGUGGAGGCGGCGCCUGGGGUAACCAACCACGUGGUGGAGGUCCAGCGCAGGGUUGGGGCCAGGGUGGUGGUCGCGGAGGCGGUGGCUGGGGACAAAGCCAGCGGGGAGGACAAAAUGAUUGGGGUAAUGGAGGUUUCCAGCAGCAGGGAGGGUUCAAUAACGGAGGAUAUGGUAACGGUGGGGGCUAUAAUGCGGGUGCCUCCAGCUGGGGUAAUCAGGGUGGAAAUCCGUGGGAUCAAAAUUGUGCCCAGCAAGGUUGGGGCCAACAACAGGGCUGGGGUCAAACGGGGGGCGAAUUCGGAAACAGCUUCGGUAACAACUAUCAGCAGGGUUACAAUGCUGGUCCCGUGCGUGCCGGAGGAUACAACAACCAGCGAUCGGCACCGUACGGUAUGGAGUCGUAUGACGGUAACCAAGGCGGAUUCGGUGGAAGUAGCGGCGGAUAUGGUGGUGCCGGUGGAAAUCGUCGGUAUUAAGCGAUUCGGACAACCAAGAGAGGCUGGAACACGAAACGUAAUGUGCAAGGUGUUACAAAGAAAGAAGAACAGUAAAGUCAGUCGUGUAGACAUAGACAGGAAUGUAACAGGAGAAAGUGUAUGCAAAGAUGAUGAGCAAAGAGAUGACUUUAAUAGGCGUGAGGAAUGAGGAUUGAACCAGAGAAUGAGCGCAGGAGUUUUCUCAUUCGUAUUUUUAUUAAUAUAACCAAGGAUAUAACAAUGAAAAGGAACCACAACAAACACAAGUAUAUAGACAAAUCAUUCGAGAGGAAGGAGCAGAAGGCGAUUUUUAUUGACAGUGAAGAAGAAUCUUUAGUGUGAGAAGGAGAGAUGAGUGUGUACGGGGAGAAAAGCCAGAAGAGAAAGCGAAAGGAAAAGCCAGCAACGUAUAUAAACAAUCUCAGCGAGCCAACCGAAAAUUGAAGGUCGAUUCGGUGUAGUAAGAGGACAGCAAGACCAAGCAGGCAAAUUUUCUUGGCAAAAGGCAGAUUUACAUACUGUUCAUCAGAGAUGUACAAGUCUAUUUCCUUCCUAGUCGAGUAUCCCUAGUGCAGAAGAACACAACAUAAUUCCUCCAUAGAUCUCCAUUUCUUCGAGUGCAGAAAUCGCGGAAUAGAACUUUCCUCGCAGCUUUUCUUCGUGUGCAAGAAAAAAAACAAUUUGAUUUUUAAUGGAACAUUUGCAAAAAAAAAAAAAAGAAAUAUGCAAAACAUUAACUUAUAGCUCUAGAGUCACUAACGUUAGAAUCAGAUGAAGAGAAAUGAAUCCUUGUUUUCUCGUAAUAUAUACAGCGUAAUAAAACAAAAAGAUUGUAGUAAUGAUUAGGUAUAAAACGAAAUUCAUAAAAUCGUCCAUCUUAAAAUAUAUACACUGAACACUAAAAUAACCCAGAUUUACUAGUGAAAUGAUGGUAGAACAAAGAAAGGAAUUAUAGAGGAGUGAAAAAUG
This is a messenger RNA of Toxorhynchites rutilus septentrionalis, 2282 nucleotides long. Its product is annotated as heterogeneous nuclear ribonucleoprotein A1-like. Gene Ontology annotation, molecular function: RNA binding. The transcript has 5 exons. The record is from RefSeq and is a predicted model, not a curated record. Bases 207 to 1313 code for a protein of 368 amino acids. NCBI's taxonomy places the organism in Eukaryota, Metazoa, Arthropoda, Insecta, Diptera, Culicidae.